AGAGUAAGAAAAACCGGAACCAGCAAGAGGAUAAGGGAAAGGAAACGUAAAGAAGAGGAGAAUGAGGUGACAGGAGACCAAGCGAUAGACGGAGGGGGGGAAGAGGGGAUGGAUGGAUGGAGAAAGCAAGACACACAGAUAGUAGUUAAGAUAGAGAGACACAGAGGAGACACACACACACACACACACGCGCGCGCGCACACACACACAGGGAGAGACACACACAAACAGUUGUGGGUGGUACAAAAAACAAAUAAGAAGGAGAAGAAAGAAAAAGAAGUGGAUGAUGGGAUGGAACAGCAGCAGCAGCUGGGCGAGAUGAGCCUGAGGAAGAGAAAAGCCCAGAAUCAGAAUCAGAAUCCGGGGGAUGCAAAGGACAAUCAAAUGAGCCCGAGUAAAAGAAACCGAAGGCGGACGGGCGGAUAGCAUGAGGCCAUGGCUUUUGAGAAUUAGAGAAUUACUGAUAGUAGUCUAGUCAGUUUACCAGGCUACUCAGAAGGGACUAAGCAGGUGGGGAUGGGAUAAAAGGCCGUGGUGAUGAUUGAAAGGGCAAAGCAGUGGGAAGUGGAAGUGGAACUAAGCAGCAGGCA
Molecule: messenger RNA, 590 nt
Organism: Aspergillus japonicus CBS 114.51
Lineage: Eukaryota; Fungi; Ascomycota; Eurotiomycetes; Eurotiales; Aspergillaceae
Exons: 1
Coding region: 109-426 (105 amino acids)
Source: RefSeq, a predicted model, not a curated record